Molecule: messenger RNA, 732 nt
Organism: Enterobius vermicularis (human pinworm)
Lineage: Eukaryota; Metazoa; Nematoda; Chromadorea; Rhabditida; Oxyuridae
Source: the annotation of a GenBank genome assembly
AUGCGUGACAAGUUAAGGCAAAAAUACAAUAUAACACAAACAGACUAUGAUAUGUUAGAAGCAAUAAUUGUUAAAUCUAUACCACAUAAAGCUGGCCACCAGUGGAAAUUUAGUGGUGCUUUCUAUUUUGCGAUGACUGUUAUAACGACAAUUGGUUACGGUCAUAGUACUCCAACAACAAUCGGUGGAAAAAUAUUUUGUAUGUUUUAUGCGAUCGCUGGAAUACCAUUAGGACUCGUUAUGUUCCAAAGUAUCGGCGAAAGAAUUAACACAUUUGCUGCGAUGUUAAUGAAAAACUAUAGACGUUCGAUGAACAAACCGGCAAAUGUGACACAUAUUGACUUAAUCAUUGUUACAUUUGGUAGUGGUUCAUUUAUUAUUGCAACGGGUGCAUAUGUCUUUCAUAGCUAUGAAAAAUGGUCCUACUUUGAUAGCAUUUAUUACUGCUUUACUACAUUAACAACUAUUGGUUUUGGUGAUUUUGUAGCAAUGCAGACAGAUAAUGCCUUGCAGGGUACGCCGGAAUAUGUGUUAUUUUCACUUAUAUUUAUUGUUGUUGGUCUAACGAUGGUUUCAGCUUCUAUAAAUUUGCUGGUACUUAAAUUCUUUACACUGAAUACUGAAGAUGAAAAACGGGACGAACAAGAAGCACAAUUAGCUGCUCGAGGUCUGCCAAUAUGCUUUUUUUUAUUUGUCGUUUAUUUAGCACUUAAACAGAGUGUUCACUUCUGA